Molecule: messenger RNA, 2760 nt
Organism: Lodderomyces orthopsilosis Co 90-125
Lineage: Eukaryota; Fungi; Ascomycota; Pichiomycetes; Serinales; Debaryomycetaceae
Product: Arf family guanine nucleotide exchange factor
Exons: 1
Coding region: 1-2760 (919 amino acids)
Biological process (GO): regulation of ARF protein signal transduction
Molecular function (GO): guanyl-nucleotide exchange factor activity
Source: RefSeq, a predicted model, not a curated record
AUGGAUACUGGUGAUACUGUUGAUGCUUCAAAGAUUGCCAAUAAACUAUUUGCAGAGGAAAUAUCUUCUGCCAAACCAGCAGAGAUUACUCAAUUUUUAGCUGGUGAUGAUCCUGAAUCAACUGAAAUUAGAACUAUUUAUUUCAACAACUUCAAAUGGCCGGCUAACCUACUUAGCUCUAUGCGUUUACUAUGCUCCAAGCUAUACCUCAAAGCUGAGUCACAAGAGUUGGAUCGUAUUUUAUCAUCAUUUGCUCAAUCGUAUUUAAAUCAACAUCCUCAAAAUGUAUUUUGUACGCAAAAUUUUGAACAAAUUUAUGUCAUCGUGUACUCAUUAAUCUUGUUGAAUACUGCUUUACACAAUCUGGAAUUGAAUAGAAAGUCACGUAUUCGUCAAUCUGAUUUCAUUAGAAAUACAUUGUCUACCUUUUUACUGCAAGAUGCAAAAUUACUGAAAAGUUUAUCAACGAAACAAAAACUAUCCAUUGAAGUUACAUUGUCUGAUUAUUAUGACGAUUUGGUGAAGAAUGAAUUGAUUUUGAAAACCGAAGCUUCGACCCCAUCAAAUCGUCUUUCUCGGGCUAGUAAAGAUGAAGAUAAUUCUACAAAUAUCACCACAACUACGUUGACAGCUGAUACCAAUGGAGAUAUGGACCACAAUUUAACCAGAAAGAGUUCAAAUUCAUCCAUUUGGUCUACUGAUACCAACCAACAACAACACCAUCACCAACAACGAUUCUCCACGGGGUUGAAAAGAAUUACAACAGCAACGUCAACUGUCACUGCACAAACAGCACAGACGGCAUCUACAUCUGCACCAGCUAGAGUUGGACUUGCUAGAGCUUUAGCAGGGCUGGUGGUACUUCAUGAGCAGUCAAUGUACAAACAUGCCAAUCACUCCUUAAUGUCACAAAGAUCAUCACCAGCUUUACGUCAUAGAGCUUCUUUCGAUCAAGGUAAUAAGAGAACAUCAGUAAUUUCAAGAAAGGUUGAUGACACAAUGUCAGUAUUGUCAUUGGAUAUAGCUGGCCCCAAUUGGGAAGAAGACCAAAAAGACAUGGAACAAUUUGAUGUCGAAGAUUAUCAAGAUGAAUAUGACUUGGAAUUGGAGUUGAAUGGUAGCCCAUAUCUUAAAGAAGGUUUGCUAAAGUUGAAAAUUCUUAACAAUGAUUCCAUUGAUGAUGGCUCCAUCACUCACCAACCUCAAGGAAAUCGUUUUUUCUCAUUUUUCCAACAAUCAAAAAACAUCAAUGCAUUGAGUAAAUUUAUUGAUCAUUUCGUUGUUGUGUCAAAAGGAGAGUUAUCUCUCUACUCAUUUGACCCAAAGGUUAUCAAGAAACACAAACGUGAAACUGAUGCCGAAGACGACAUCGGUGAUGGAAAUUGGCUACGUAAUGCAGUAAAACUAGGUACUUACAAUUUAUGUUCCACAUUCGCCUGCUUAGAUAAACUGCAAGCCGGUAAAGUAUACUGGACAUUAACUUUCCCCAAGAUUACCAAAAAACCUGCCAAGAAAUUCAUCUUUGAGGCUGGAACCAAAGAAAUUGCCUUGGAAUUUGUCAAUACUUGUAAUUUUUGGGCGGCUAAAAUAUCAGCUAUCCCAACAUUGGAAGAAAGUGUAUCUUCCGAAGAAUAUGGAUGGGUGAACUUGAACCAUUUGAUAAAGACGAGGAAGUCGUUUAAGAAGUUAAAGAAUAUUCAGAAAUGGGAGCCUGUAUUACAAGGAGUCUACAUAUCGAAUCUCUCGGUUAACGAAGAAGCUAACCACUGGGGCAUGAUGAAUCAAUUUGUGAAAACGUCAAGUUACUACAAUCAUUUAAAGAAACUGUAUCGAGAUUUCACCCAUUUGAAACAAAAAUUUAUUGAAAAUUUCCCUAAAUCACAAUACAAUGGAUCCAACUACACCCGUGUCAUAACCAACUUUGAUUCCAAAAUUGAGCACUACAAACACCAACUUAUGGUGUAUCGAAGUUAUAUAAUCAUUUUGGGUUUCGCAUUACAAUUGCGAUUUGAUUUACAUGAAGAGAAGAAAUCACAAGCUAGAGAUAAACUAGAUACAAGUUUAGAAGAUGACUCAUCUCAUCAUAGUUUGAUUGAUGAUGAACAGGAAGAUGAUGAAUUGACGAAAUUGGUGAAAAGCGAGAUAAAGAAGUUGUUUUUCAAUAUGAAGGAUAUCGGCAAUAUCAUCCCUACUUUUAAAUCAUCAAAAUCAAUCAAAAACAUUGCCAAAUUACAAGAACAACAUCAAUUAGAGCAGAAUAAAUUGGUCAAGUCUCCAAAGACUUUCACAUUAUCUAAUUUGAAGGAUAACGAAUCGCCUAUUGCUCAAUUAAUUGCUACUUCGAAUCAAAGUUCGAGUCCACCGAGAAAGGAGUCUGUGAUGGAGACGACAAUUACGGAGGAAGAUGAAGAAGAGGACGAGGAAGAGAAGAAAGCGGUGGAUCAAGUGGACGAUAAUGAAGUGACUGAGCCGAAGCAAGGAAAGCCGACUGCGAGUAGUGACGUACCUACAAAGGACAGAGUUGUCAACGAGGAAAAGGUAGUAAAUGAAGGAAACGUAGAUGAUGACGAAGAAGAUACUGCUAAUGAAAUCAAGGGUCAAUUAAGUAGAAGAGACUCUGAAAAUACUAAAGUUGAGCAAGAAAGUAAUGUUUCCGGUGAUGAACAAUGUGGUGAUGCUACUGGUGGCUCACCUGUUGGAAGUAUAAAAAAGCCAAAUUUGGAAGUCGUAACUAACGAGGUAUCGGCUUUGGUUAUAUAA